AUGGUGGCGAGACUUCGUCUCAGCAGGUUCAACCACAAAGCCACAAAGGAGACUCGCUGGAGAGGCUUCAAGUCAAGGAAAUUGGGCGAUGGCUACAAGCUCAUCUUCUACGGCACAUCAAACCGCAAUGUUAUUAGUGUCAUAUUGAGCGAGACGUUUAGAAACAGCGUCACAGCGGUGGAUCGACUAUCAGAUUGCCUAAUGGCUGUAAAAGUAGGCACAGGAGAAGUGGAAUUGCGCGUCUUCUCUGUUUAUGCGCCACAGGUGAGCUGGUUUAAAGAAGAGAAGGCGUGUUUUUGGGAAGAUCUGGAGCAGUAUGUCCAAUCUCUGGAAGGUGAAGAAGUACUUCUAAUCGGAGAAGACUUCAACGGAUACGUCGGUUCCCGGGAAGACGGCUUCGAGAGUCGUUAUGGAAGAUACGGCUAUGGAGCUCGUAACAACGACGGAUUCCGAAUCCUGGAGUAUGCUGUUGCAAGAUUCGAAAGUCAUCUCUACAGACUUUCGAAUCCUGUGAAAGUCGACGUCCAGCACCAUUUGCUCCUCAUGGACUUGAAAAUCUUCCGUCCAAAGGAGAGGCGUCCAAGGACACGUCAGCCUGAAGAUCGUGGUUCUUACCUAGCGACGAAGAGGGAGGCUAAGAAGGCAGUCUCCAAGGCGAAGUCCGAACGCUGCAAGGCUGUUCAGAUCCUAGAGAGGUGGCGAGAGUACUACAAUCAGUUGUGUAACGAAGAGUUCUGCUAUCCCCCAAUCCCAACUGUUCCCAGCGUCGAGGGUCUUGUUUUACCAAUUACUACAGACGAAGUCAGUGCUGACCUCGCUAAAAUGAAGUUGAACAUAGCAACCGGUCCUGAUGACAUACCUACUGACGUCUGA
Necator americanus (New World hookworm) is the source of this 873-nucleotide messenger RNA. RefSeq lists its product as uncharacterized. Lineage: Eukaryota; Metazoa; Nematoda; Chromadorea; Rhabditida; Ancylostomatidae. The record is from RefSeq and is a predicted model, not a curated record. Gene Ontology annotation, cellular component: nucleus. Gene Ontology annotation, biological process: chromatin remodeling. Bases 1 to 873 code for a protein of 290 amino acids. The transcript has 5 exons.